AUGACAAUCGCAGAAGAGCUCCGGUCGCGUAACUUCAGNGCCGGUAUCAUCAGCAUGGUGCUGUGCUUCGGUCUCGGCAUUGGCAAUAUCUUCCUCUUCCACUGGGUCAUCCUGUUCGCAGUGAUAUGCCUUGUCUGCUCGUUCAUCAUCCUCUUCGUCGAAGUCCCUCUCCUCUUGCGUAUCUGCCCGACAUCGUCCACGUUUGACACAUUCAUCCGCCGAUUCGAGACCAAUUACAUGCGUGCCGCAAUCUACCUUGCCAUGAGUGUGAUCCAGUGGAUCUCGCUCGCUGUCAAGACGACCAGUCUUAUCGUUGCUGCGAUCGUGCUGCUCAUCACGGCACUCUUCUAUGCAUUGGCUGGUGUCAAGGGACAAGGCUUCGUUGGAAGCAAGACAUUGGGUGGUCAUGGUGUGGCUCAGAUGAUCGUCUAG
Messenger RNA from Aureobasidium vineae, 432 nucleotides. The record is from the annotation of a GenBank genome assembly. NCBI's taxonomy places the organism in Eukaryota, Fungi, Ascomycota, Dothideomycetes, Dothideales, Saccotheciaceae.